Peromyscus leucopus (white-footed mouse) is the source of this 2246-nucleotide messenger RNA. It is a transcript of the gene Primpol, whose product is annotated as primase and DNA directed polymerase. Gene Ontology annotation, biological process: replication fork processing; error-prone translesion synthesis; mitochondrial DNA replication. Gene Ontology annotation, molecular function: chromatin binding; DNA-directed DNA polymerase activity. Lineage: Eukaryota; Metazoa; Chordata; Mammalia; Rodentia; Cricetidae. The record is from RefSeq and is a predicted model, not a curated record. Gene Ontology annotation, cellular component: mitochondrial matrix; nucleus.
CGCGCCGGCGUUUGAAGCUCCGUUCCCGCCAUCUGCAGCUUCCCCAGGCGGGCUGAAGCCUCCGGCCGGCCGACGUGCAUCUCCUGAGGGAAUAUGUCAUUUGCUAAUGAGAUUCUGUCACUGCAAAGAUUUCUGCUACAAUUGAAGACAAAGGCAUUGCCAUAGUAGUCGUUGAUAGAAAGGUUUCUGAGGUUGGAUUUAGCCUCUCCCUGCUUCUGAACCAACGAUGAGGAAAUGGGAAGCAACGCUGAAGCAGAUUGAGGAGCGGGCGUCUCACUACGAGAGGAAGCCGCUGUCCUCUGUGUAUCGACCAAGAUUGUCCAAGCCAGAAGAGCCAUCCUCCGUUUGGAAGCUAUUUCAUCGUCAGAAUCAAGCUUUUAAUUUUGUUAAAAGCUGUAAAGAGAAUGUUCACGUGUUUGCUUUGGAGUGCAAAGCAGGAGAUGGACAGCGUGUUUACCUUGUAACGUCCUAUGCUCAGCUUUGGUUUUACUAUAAGUCCCGAAAGACCCUCUUGCAUUGCUACGAAGUUAUUCCCGAGAAUGCUGUGUGCAAGCUUUAUUUUGAUUUGGAAUUUAACAAAUUGGCCAAUCCGGGAGCUGAUGGGAAAAAGAUGGUUGCGUUACUCAUAGAGCAUGUUUGUAAAGCACUUGAGGAGUUAUACAGUGUUCACUGCUCAGCUGCAGAUGUGUUCAACUUGGAUUCCAGCACUGAAGAAAAAUUUAGCCGACACCUAAUAUUUCAGCUCCGUGAUGUGGCAUUUAAAGAUAACAUUCAUGUUGGUAAUUUUGUGAGAAAAAUUUUGCAACCUGCUCUUCACUUAAUUACCCAGGAAGAUGAAGAUAAGAUUCCAGGCAAUGGCCACGAAGCUUCCUGUUUUUCAGAUGUACCACUAAAACAAGAGAUUUCAGAGGCCUGGGAGCAGCACAGCCCGGAUCUUUCAUUUUUAGUUGUGAAGAAUAACAUGGGGGAAAAGUGUCUUUUUGUAGACUUAGGAGUUUAUACAAGAAACAGAAACUUUCGACUGUAUCAAUCAUCCAAGAUAGGAAAAUGUGUGGCUUUGGAGGUUGCUGAAGAUAAUAGAUUUAUUCCAGAACAGUCAAAAGACAUUUCUGAGGACAACCAGUAUUUCCUGUCAUCCCUGGUGAGCAAUGUCAGGUUCUCAGACACGUUACGGAUCCUCACAUGUGACACGCCUCACACUAAAAGAAAGCGGACUGAAUAUUUUAACAGCACCGGCACGCCAGUCGAGUCCAUUGAAGGUUUUCAGUGCUCCCCGUACCCUGAAGUUGACCAGUUUGUUCUUUCUCUGGUGAAUAAACACGACAUCAAAGGAGGAAUUCGGCGUUGGAGCUACUUUUUCCCAGAAGAAUUACUCGUUUAUGAUAUUUGCAAAUACCGCUGGUGUGAAAACAUUGGACGAGCCCACAAAAGUAAUAAUAUUAUGAUUCUGGUUGACCUGAAAAAUGAAGUUUGGUAUCAAAAAUGCCAUGACCCUGUAUGUAAAGCACAAAACUUCAAAUCUAACUGUUUCCCAUUACCCACUGAAGUAAGUCUCCUGUUUCUUCUGAAAGAGGAGGAGUUCACUUCUGAUGAAGCAGAUGAAACUAGCAACUCACUGGCCAAGAAUUCUCAAAACCCACCAUCCAGUAACCUGUCUCCCGGCCAGUUUUCUGACGCUGACUGGGAUGACAAAGAUGAUGUCUGCUUCCUGGAAGCUACAGAAGAUGCUGAAUUCGCUGAUGCUGCAGACAAGAGUCUUCUCGGUUACAAGAGUGCGAUGGACGAUAUUCCCGAUGAACUAAUUGUAGAAGCAUUACAGAGUAGCUAACUAUGGAUGGGACUUACCUAAUGAGGCUACAGUUUGCCUGAUGCCUGAGAUUUGAUGACAUAAGGACAUAAGUGUUAAAUUAGGGCGGGGCUAUGGCCCAAGGGUAGAAGGCCCUAUAUUUAAUCCCCAGCACUAUAAAAAAAUCAGAUUAUUAACUUAUUACUAAACCUGUUUAUAGCAGCUGUUGUAUCUUUUGGUUUUCUAAUAAUUUGCUUUUUAUCUGAGCCAGUUUUAUUGAAGAUUAGCUUUGACAUGCUUCAGUAACUGCUCCUAGUCAAAAUUAUUCCAUGCUUGCACUGACAUCAUUAAAAAGCUUAUUGUAGGUUAAAACUCUUAUGCCUCGUGAUGACUAACAUGUCAAGAGACUGAAAUUUAUUAACAAUAAUCAGAACUAUAACUAUGGCUUCUGAAACCGUUA